Molecule: messenger RNA, 2057 nt
Organism: Cucumis melo (muskmelon)
Lineage: Eukaryota; Viridiplantae; Streptophyta; Magnoliopsida; Cucurbitales; Cucurbitaceae
Exons: 9
Coding region: 54-1688 (544 amino acids)
Biological process (GO): tRNA modification; mRNA pseudouridine synthesis
Cellular component (GO): mitochondrion
Molecular function (GO): pseudouridine synthase activity; RNA binding
Source: RefSeq, a predicted model, not a curated record
UAUGUAUAUAAACAUACCGCUAAUCCAUCUAAUACCUCACAACUUCACUUCCAAUGGCGAAAUCACCUGCUCUGUUCCACGCUUCUCAUUUCUUCAUCCGCUCUACACUCAUGCCUUCUUCCAAAUCACUCUAUCUCUUCCUUCCACUCUCAAAUCUCAACCAUCCUCACAGGUUUGCCUUUCGCAAUUCACUCUCUCCCUUAUCCCUCCGCAGAUUCUGCACUUCCACUCCAUUCCCUCUCCAAUACGAAUUGAUUAUCAACCGACCGUCUUAUCCUUCUCCGCCCCAUCAGAAUCCACGAACACCCGCCAGAAUCAGCUCCGACAACCCUCCCGAGCUCAACUCCUCCGAGGAUCCCUCUUCCGAAUUGGGGUUCGACAGCUGGGUCGAUCGGAAGCUUAUAUCCGAGAGUGGGACUGUUUCUGGUAAGGAAGGUGUGGUCAUGGAUAAGGCUAUGAGGAAAUACUAUAAUAAAAGAAGGAAGAGGAUGUAUGGGUCGGAUUCUGAUGAAGAUAAUAGGACACAGGAUGAGGGAUUUGUGGAAUUAAAGCCUGAGGUGGUUGAGUUUAACACAUUGCAUAAGAGAGAGGAGGAAUUGUUCUUUCAUGACGCUUUUGCCUAUCCAUGGGAGAAAGAUAAGCAUUACAAAAUGUUGUAUCAAUUGGAGAAGAAAUAUUUUCCUGAUGACGGUCUUGACAAAGCUUUUCUGGGACCUGGAGAGUCAAAUGUGGAAGUGAAUGAACAGACAAAGGGAAGACAGGGGGUGAAAAAGGCGGUGAGGGUAAAGCCUGAGACGAAUGUGGAGGUCGCCAAUGGCAUGGAUGACAAAGGGAUGGUUUUCUUUGAUGAAGGGAAACCAGAAAAGGAGAAUAAAGGUUCUGUAACAGAUGUGACAGAGAAGAAGGUGGAGGAGUUCUUCAAGUGUUUGAAGAAAGGUCCUGCUAAAGAUUCUAAAAUUGGUCAGGCGGAGCCAUAUCUUUUGACGAGGCAUAUGGAGCUCCCGGCUAGAUGGGAUAGUCCUUGUGGGACAGUGGUUUUGCUGAACAAACCUAAAGGGUGGACUUCAUUUACGGUAUGUGGAAAACUUCGGCGCCUAGUCAAAGUGCAAAAGGUAGGUCAUGCAGGUACUCUUGAUCCUAUGGCUACUGGUUUGUUGAUAGUGUGUGUUGGUAAAGCAACGAAGUUGGUUGACAGAUAUCAAGGUAUGAUUAAGGGCUACAGUGGAGUUUUCCGGUUAGGAGAGGCUACGUCAACUUGGGAUGCUGAUUCACCGGUAAUUCAGCGAGAGCCUUGGGAGCACAUCAAAGAUGAUGACAUCAAAAAAGCUGCUGCCUCUUUUUGUGGGGAAAUUUGGCAAGUUCCUCCCAUGUUUUCUGCCAUUAAAGUUGGAGGUGAGAAGAUGUAUGAGAAAGCAAGAAGGGGUGAAAGUAUUGAGCUUUCUCCUAGACGGAUAUCAAUUUUCAAAUUUGAUAUCGAACGUAGUUUAGAUGACAGGCAAAAUUUGAUUUUUCGAGUUACAUGCUCUAAAGGAACAUACAUUCGGUCACUUUGUGCAGAUCUUGGGAAGGCUCUUGGCAGUUGUGCCCAUCUAACUGCUCUUCGAAGGGAUUCAAUAGGGCAACAUCUAGCAGAUGAUGCCUGGGAAUUCAAAGAGUUGGAAGAUGCUAUUACCAAAGGUUAUUUUUAGCUUUAACGAUCUCAACAUUCUGGCGGUAUCGUUAGCUGGGGGUUGGUAAAGAAGCAUUUAAAUGCCGUGGAGAAGAGAAGAGGAUGAACAGUCUGUUUAGGGGGAAGGAGUUGUUGGACAGAGAAAAUUAUGAGGUUAUUAUAUACUUGUUGUUUUCAUUUUUAGAUAACAUGAUUAAUUAACCUUUUUGUAAAACAAUAACGUUUUGGUAAGGAUUUUUUUUUUGUUUUAAUUUUUUUUUUAAUUUUUGACAAUGUCAUAUAUCCGUUGUACGAUUAACAGGUGAUUUGUUAUUAGGAACUGUAGACGACUUUUAAGAAUUAAUGACAUAACAUCACCAUUCUUUCGUAGAAGUGGGCUUUACUUCAA